This is a messenger RNA of Venustampulla echinocandica, 1884 nucleotides long. RefSeq lists its product as uncharacterized. Lineage: Eukaryota; Fungi; Ascomycota; Leotiomycetes; Helotiales; Pleuroascaceae. Gene Ontology annotation, molecular function: amino acid transmembrane transporter activity. The record is from RefSeq and is a predicted model, not a curated record. The transcript has 5 exons. The coding region runs from base 1 to 1884 and encodes 627 amino acids. Gene Ontology annotation, biological process: amino acid transmembrane transport. Gene Ontology annotation, cellular component: vacuolar membrane.
AUGCCUCGGAACCCAACAAAUUGGGACGAAUACCAGUAUGGGACCUCCCAUUCGGACAGAGGCUCUGUAGGCUCUGCCGGAGGUCGAAGCUUGCGGUUCAGCGAGCAGGAGGACGUAUCCCCUCGUACUUCUGGUGCCCAGUUGGACGCGCCGGGAAAUGGUACGCGUCCCAUCCAGAGACGAAGGUCUUCGAUAGCUCUCCGUUUGAAUGGUCUUGCGCAAGUAGGAGGGGUGAACAGUAUCGAGAACUUUGCCAGAAGCUGGACCCGAGCAGCAGGCUUCCCAGAAGUCGCACCUCAACAUCAAUCUUUUGUUUAUGCCGACAACGAAGCCGCGGACGGGCAUGAUGAGACUAUAGACUAUAGAAGACAAGAUCCGGAACAUAGCCGCCUCCCUCGACAUUCCUUAAUCGGAGCACAUCUUGAAGCUUCUGGGGCUCCGGAGAAUGCUAUCGAUGAUGAAUCAAUCGCCCCCGAAAAUGAAGCCCAUCCAUCGCAGCCUUUGCUUCACAAGGAGUCAGCUGGGGUACUUGGCAGUGAUAGGCCUAGCAACCAGGGAAGCGUGAGGGGUAGCCAGUCUAUCUUUGGUAUGGGCCCGAACCUUGCAGGAAGUUAUGGAACUUCAUAUGGAACAAUGCAGUCCGUUCUCGAUGAACCGUCGAUGAACCGGGCUGCCGAAUUAUGGAGACAACAAGAAGCUGCUGCAACGCAGUUAAGUGAAGGCGAACGUGAGCCUCUGGUGCUUAAAGCAGUUGAGCAGGAUGGCAAAAAAGUCCUUGUUAUUGCCGGUCGAUCGACUCUGCCCCAAACGAUUUUCAACUCCACCAACGUCCUUAUCGGCGUAGGGCUUUUGAGUCUCCCAAUGGGCAUAAAAUAUGCUGGUUGGCUGUGUGGGAUGGGAUUUCUAUUUCUAUCUGCUGUCGUCACAGCAUAUACUGCAGGGAUAUUGGCCAAAUGUAUGGAUGUCGACGCGAGUCUCAUCACAUUUGCCGACUUAGCCUUCGUCAGCUAUGGACAUAGAGCCCGGAUAGCAACUAGUGUGCUAUUUAUGUUGGAGCUAUUGGCAGCAUGCGUUGCGCUGAUAGUUCUAUUUGCAGACACCCUGAAUUUGCUGGUCCCCGCGAUUGUCGUCCUAAUCAUUUUCAUCGACGGCUUCAUAAAGCCAAACGCCCCUGGCUCCCUGCGUGAGCCAGCAGAAACCCACCUAUUUCCACAGAACUGGCUCACCCUGCCGAUAUCAUUUGGGUUGCUCAUGUCUCCCUGGGGUGGACAUUCCGUCUUCCCUAAUAUAUAUCGAGACAUGCGUCAUCCUUACAAAUUUAAGCGGGCAGUUCGGGUCACAUUCAGCUUCACAUACCUCCUAGACUGCCUCACUGCUGUAGCCGGCUACCUCAUGUUCGGAGAUGGGGUUAUGGAUGAAAUAACGUCAAACUUAAUUGGAACUCCCGGGUACCCACACGCGCUAUCCGUCCUCUUGACCAUCUUCAUCGCCAUAAUACCGCUCACCAAACUCCCUCUCAAUGCUCGCCCCAUCUACUCCACCAUUGAAGUCCUCACCGGUCUAAACCGGCGACCAACAUCUGAACCAUUAGCUUGGUCCGUUAAAGCGCUCAAAAUCGCAUUGCGUAUCUUCGUCAUCGUCGUAUUCGUGGUUAUAUCCAUCCUAUUCCCCCACUUCGAUAGCAUAAUGGCGUUCAUGGGAUCUGCGCUCUGCUUCGCCAUCUGUAUUAUACUACCGCUCCUAUUCUACGUCAAGAUCUUUGGGAAAGAGAUCAGUACUAGUGAGAGGAUGCUUGAUUACUUUUUGAUUGGCGUUUGCUCCGUCAUGGCUGCCGUGGGCACGGUAUGGGCUUUCUUGCCGAAGAGCCUGAUUGGCACUGAGUAG